AAAGCUGUGAACACCAGCAAGCGAGGAAGCGGUCAGUCGCUUCAAGAUGUCGUCUCUGAAUGACAGAUCAGUUUGGGACGAAGUGGAGGAUGGGAUUGGUGAGGAAGUCUUAAAGAUGUCUACUGAGGAAAUCGUGCAGCGGACACGACUCCUGGAUAGUGAAAUAAAGAUCAUGAAGAGUGAAGUGCUGCGAGUCACCCACGAGUUGCAAGCUAUGAAAGACAAGAUUAAAGAAAACACAGAGAAAAUUAAAGUGAAUAAGACUCUACCCUACCUCGUCUCCAAUGUCAUAGAGCUGCUGGAUGUGGACCCAAAUGACCAGGAGGAGGAUGGGGCCAAUAUCGAUCUGGACUCCCAGAGGAAGGGAAAGUGUGCUGUCAUAAAAACGUCCACGAGGCAGACGUAUUUCCUUCCUGUGAUCGGCUUGGUGGAUGCUGAGAAGCUGAAGCCUGGAGAUCUUGUGGGUGUCAAUAAGGACUCAUACUUGAUUCUGGAGACACUGCCCACUGAAUAUGACUCUAGAGUGAAGGCCAUGGAGGUAGAUGAGAGGCCUACUGAGCAGUACAGUGAUAUUGGUGGCUUGGACAAACAGAUCCAGGAGUUGGUGGAGGCGAUUGUCCUACCCAUGAACCACAAGGAGAAGUUUGAGAAUCUGGGCAUCCAGCCCCCAAAGGGUGUUCUGAUGUACGGACCACCAGGCACGGGAAAAACCCUGCUGGCCAGAGCCUGCGCUGCACAGACCAAGGCAACAUUCCUGAAGCUGGCAGGCCCUCAGCUGGUGCAGAUGUUCAUAGGAGACGGCGCAAAGCUGGUGCGUGACGCCUUUGCACUGGCUAAGGAGAAAGCCCCUUCCAUCAUCUUUAUCGAUGAGCUGGAUGCCAUCGGCACUAAGCGCUUUGACAGCGAGAAGGCUGGAGACAGAGAGGUGCAGAGGACCAUGCUGGAGCUACUGAACCAGCUAGAUGGCUUCCAGCCCAACAUGCAAGUCAAGGUCAUCGCUGCCACUAACAGGGUUGACAUUCUGGACCCUGCACUGCUGCGCUCUGGCCGGCUGGACCGCAAGAUCGAGUUCCCAAUGCCGAACGAAGAGGCCCGCGCUCGCAUCAUGCAGAUCCACUCACGCAAAAUGAACGUCAGCCCUGAUGUAAACUAUGAGGAACUGGCCCGCUGCACAGAUGACUUUAAUGGAGCCCAGUGUAAAGCAGUAUGUGUGGAGGCAGGCAUGAUUGCACUGCGUCGCGGUGCCACAGAGCUAAAUCAUGAAGACUACAUGGAGGGUAUUCUGGAGGUACAGGCUAAGAAGAAGGCGAACCUGCAGUACUAUGCUUAAACGUGUGUGUGUGUGUGUGUGUGUGUGUGUGUGUGUGUGUGUGUGUGUG
Electrophorus electricus (electric eel) is the source of this 1379-nucleotide messenger RNA. It is a transcript of the gene psmc3, whose product is annotated as proteasome 26S subunit, ATPase 3. The record is from RefSeq and is a predicted model, not a curated record. NCBI's taxonomy places the organism in Eukaryota, Metazoa, Chordata, Actinopteri, Gymnotiformes, Gymnotidae. Gene Ontology annotation, molecular function: ATP binding; ATP hydrolysis activity.